This is a messenger RNA of Lytechinus variegatus (green sea urchin), 3172 nucleotides long. Its product is annotated as ubiquitin carboxyl-terminal hydrolase 10-like. Gene Ontology annotation, cellular component: cytosol; nucleus. The transcript has 14 exons. Bases 69 to 2549 code for a protein of 826 amino acids. Gene Ontology annotation, biological process: DNA damage response, signal transduction by p53 class mediator; regulation of autophagy; protein deubiquitination. Lineage: Eukaryota; Metazoa; Echinodermata; Echinoidea; Temnopleuroida; Toxopneustidae. The record is from RefSeq and is a predicted model, not a curated record. Gene Ontology annotation, molecular function: cysteine-type endopeptidase activity; cysteine-type deubiquitinase activity.
CGCUAGCGCAAAUAAGAAGAGCCCACAAAAUGGCGACUUAUAUGUGUGAAGCAUGACUCUUAAAAUCAAUGAGAAUGGCUGCAUCUGCCGAGGAAGUAACGUUUGGAGACUUCAGUGCUCUUUGCUUGGAGGAAUAUCAAGCCAUCUUCCAGGAACCCCUGCAAAGCUCUGAUGUAGAGUUUCCAUGGGAUGAUAAAAGCGUCGGUAGGAGCAGUGUGCCAAGUGGAAAUGUUGGUAGUGCUAACUGUACCCUCAGCCAGCAAGCUUUCUUGAAACAGCCAAUACUACAGAGUACUCCAGUUGUUGGUAACAAUGUUGCUACAUCGGAGCUUUGCUACGAUGGUCGUCAAAACUGUCACCAUGACUUGGCCAACAAUUCCUCCAGCACAGGUGUACUAGUCACCAGGGAAUAUCCAGAAGUCCAUUCUCAGCAGUGGGUCAACCAGUCAGCUGGGGUUGCAGCCUCUGAACCCCUGGACCACAGCUCUGCCGGGGUCGACGGUACCGACCAACAACAGGAACAAGGCCUCAAGAAGAGACGCAACAAGAAAAAGCGUGAUCCAGAGUACUACAAAAGCUACUAUGAUCGUGUGCAGGGUAGCUUGGACAACGAUAGCGGGGCUGAUAGUGGAAGUGCAAAAGAGGACUCUAGAUAUGGUGGGACGGUAGAGUAUGUUCCCCCAUCAGCACCUGUCGAGCAGAAUCAAUACACAUCUGAAGUGAAUGCCGCCCCUGCUCUCAGUUAUGAAUAUAAUGCAGAUGAAAAGAGCACAGAGAGAACUAAUUCAUAUAUUGAAUCGGUAUAUCCAAGCACUAGCUAUGUGCCUACAAGAACAGCAGAUAUGUCUGAUGAUAAACAAAUCACAUCAGAUUAUAAUGAGGAAUCUGUGCCAUCAUGUGUUAGUGUUAACAUGCCUGCUGUAGAGACUGUGGAUGUAGAUGAUGGCAAUGUGAACAAUGAUCUUGCCAAUACCGAGCAAGACAAUGACGUUGCUUCCAUUGAGCCACCUGUCCCCACCAUACACAUAUCACCCAUUGAGAAUACAACACCAAAUGUGCAAAGCGGUACUUCCCUUGAUGAGAGCUUUCCUACUGCUACGGCAGAAGGAUCUGGUGAACAGCCAGCUGCAGCACCGGCCUCUGCUGCUCCUCCUGCAGUCAAAUCUUGGGCAAGUCUCUUCAAAGGAAGCUCUGGAGGUCAAGGACAGCCACCCAGUGCACCAUAUGUGGCUAUCAGUGUUGUCACUGAGCCAUCUCCUGGAGAGGAGUCAGAUGAUGGUUCCAUUUCUUUGGUCACAACUGAUAAAGAUCCACAUGCCAAGAGAUUAGGAGAACACUUGAAUAAAGUGAUCCCGUCACACCAUCCCAUGAACCUGCAGCCACGUGGUCUCAUUAAUACAGCCAACUGGUGCUACAUCAACAGUAUUCUUCAAGCAUUAUUAUCUUGCCCACCAUUCUAUCACAUUAUGAAGAAUAUGCCUCUCAACCAUGGAGUACGCAAGUCAAGCUCAACCCCCAUGCUGGAUGCCAUGUAUCAAUUUCUGAAGGAGUUUCAGGAGAUAAAGGGUAAGCGCUCACCCCAAGACCUGCGCCCUGGUACGUGCUUCGAGCCAACAGUCAUCUAUCAAAUGCUUUCUGUUGCCAAUACUUCUCUUUCUGUGAAGCAUGGUCGCCAAGAGGAUGCAGAAGAGUUCUUGUCAUGCUUGUUGAAUGGUCUCCAUGAUGAGAUGACUUCGCUCAUUCAGCUUUACAAUGGAGAAGACGUUAAUGCCAUUGAUCCCAAACAGAAUGGCCCAUCAUCUGUGGCAGUUGCUAAUGGUGAUGUUGGUAAUGGCCAUCAGGAGGAAGGUAGUGAUGAUGAUGAUGAAUGGGAGCAGGUUGGACCACGGAACAAGUCCAGCAUCACAAGAAAGGCUCAGUUCUCAAGUUCCCCUCUCUCUAAGAUCUUUGGAGGUAUCAUGAGAUCUGCUCUUCAUCAACAUGGCUCUAAAGAGUCUGCUACUCUGCAGCCUUUCUUCUCUCUCCAGCUAGACAUUCAGUCUCCAGACAUCUGGAACCUGAAGGAAGCCUUGGAUAACCUUGGAAAUAAGGAAUCUGUCCAUGGAUUCAUGUCAAACAAGACUAAGAAAGAAGUUGAAGCGUUCCGUCGGGUCACUCUUGAAGAACUUCCACCGGUCCUCAUUCUACAUCUGAAGAGGUUCCUCUAUGAUAAGUCAGGAGGAUGCCAGAAACUGAUGAAGAAGAUUGAUUAUGGCAUGGAGAUUGAAAUCAAUAAAGACCUCAUCUCUCCAAACACCAAGUCUCGAAUUGGAGGGGUUCAAAGAACUUACAAGCUUUUUGCAGUUGUGUACCACACAGGCAAAGAAGCAUCUGGAGGUCAUUACAUAACAGAUGUCUAUCACGUAGGAUCCAGUGGAUGGCUCCGUUGCGAUGAUAGUAUCGUCAAGCCGGUCAAGGCCCUACAAGUCACCAAGCCUCUAUCAACGUGUAUACCUUAUUUGCUCUUCUAUCGUAGGAAAGACUUGCUUACAAAACCUACAACUUCAUGAAAGUGGAUGAAUCUUGGAAUUGACAACUUGUAUGGAGAAAAUUAAUGGAUUUCAAUUUUGUGGUGAUAAAGGAACUACUGUUGAGCCACUUUUGAGGGAUGUAUUUUUGAUGAUUUUUUUUUGACAGCAUGGUCAAAACACUUGCUCUGAAUUCUAUGCCAGCUAUGGAAUUCUAAAGCAUUUUCUUUGCUAUUGUUUCCCUCCUUUUCUGUUUGAUUGCCAACGAUAUGAUGUGAUUGAGAACGUUGCACGGGAUGCCUAUAGCGAGAAUGGAUCCUCUCAAUUACAAACUUCUGAAUCGGUGCAGAAAGUUGUUCUAUGUUCUUUUGAUGAUUAUGAUUAUGACCUACUCAUUGGAUGAUGACACCAGCUCUCUGACUGGUAACGGGAAGUUGCAAAUUGAAGUGUGUGAAAGCAAAUGUCUGCUUUGCAUAACUGUGAUGUAUUAGUUUUACAAUGAUCAAUUACAGUUGGUGUACAUGUGUUGAUUAUUUGGAAUCUGCCCAAUCACUUGCAAAGAGAAAAAAAUGUUCUCCAAAAUCAACAGACUGCUCAAGGAACCUGACUUGUCUUGGAGAUUGCAGUUUUAUGGAAUCACCUUUACCCUGAUGGCUCUAUUUGAC